GAGACGUUGCCUACAUUACUAUAACGUUUUGCCUGCCACCUUAGAUUCGACUCCAUUCGGGUGUAAUCUACUGUCUGUGGGUAACCAUGGCUGAAGGAGGAGAAGGCGAAGAUGAAAUUCAGUUUUUGCGAACCGAUGAUGAAGUGGUGCUGCAGUGCUCUGCCACCAUCAACAAAGAGCAGCAGAAGCUGUGUCUGGCAGCGGAGGGCUUUGGAAACAGACUCUGCUUUCUUGAAUCUACUUCCAAUUCAAAGAAUGUUCCCCCAGACCUGUCUAUAUGUACCUUCGUCCUUGAGCAGUCACUCUCGGUUCGCGCCCUUCAAGAGAUGCUUGCCAACACAGAGGAGAAAGCUGAGGGGCAAGUUGAUGUGGAAAAAUGGAAAUUCAUGAUGAAGACUGCCCAGGGUGGGGGACAUCGUACUUUACUUUAUGGACAUGCGGUUCUCCUUAGACACUCGUAUAGUGGAAUGUACCUGUGCUGUUUAUCAACAUCACGGUCCUCAACAGAUAAACUAGCAUUUGAUGUAGGUCUGCAGGAGGACACAACAGGUGAGGCAUGUUGGUGGACUAUUCAUCCCGCCUCUAAACAACGGUCAGAAGGAGAAAAGGUGCGCGUCGGUGAUGACCUCAUUCUGGUCAGUGUCUCUUCAGAACGCUACUUGCACCUGUCGUAUGGGAACGACAGUCUGCAUGUGGAUGCAGCCUUCCAGCAGACCCUCUGGAGUGUGGCCCCUAUCUGCUCAGGAAGCGAGGUGGCACAAGGCUUCCUGAUUGGAGGAGAUGUGUUGCGCCUGCUCCAUGGUCACAUGGAUGAGUGCCUGACUGUGCCAUCUGGAGAGCAUGGAGAAGAGCAGCGAAGGACAGUGCACUAUGAAGGGGGAGCUGUGUCCACUCAUGCCCGGUCCCUCUGGAGACUGGAGACUCUGCGAGUUGCAUGGAGUGGCAGUCACACUCGUUGGGGCCAGCCCUUUCGUCUCCGACACGUAACAACUGGGAAGUACCUUAGUCUCAUGGAUGACAAGAGCCUACUCCUCAUGGACAAGGAAAAGGCUGACAUCAAGUCCACAGCAUUCUGUUUCCGCUCCUCCAAGGAAAAACUGGACUUGGGCUUCAAGAAAGAGGUUGAUGGCAUGGGUGUGCCUGAAAUUAAGUAUGGCGACUCUGUGUGCUACAUCCAGCAUGUUGAUACAUGUCUGUGGAUGACAUAUCAGUCCAUGGAUGCUAAAUGUGCACGGAUGGGUGGAAUACAGAGGAAGGCUAUAAUGCAUCAUGAGGGUCACAUGGAUGACGGGCUUUCACUGUCACGCUCUCAGCAUGAGGAGUCACGCACCGCCCGUGUCAUCCGCAGUACAGUCUUCCUCUUCAAUACCUUUAUCAGGGGUCUAGAUUCCUUGAGUAAAAAAGGGAAGAGUUCCACACUGGACUUGCCUAUUGAAUCUGUCAGCUUGAGCCUGGAGGAUCUGAUUGGCUACUUUCAGCCUCCAGAGGACCAUUUAGAACAUGAGGACAAACAGAACCGCCUCCGUGCAUUGAAGAAUCGUCAAAACCUGUUCCAAGAGGAGGGUAUGAUUAGCCUGGUGUUAGAGUGCAUUGACAGGCUACAUGUGUAUAGCAGUGCAGCCCACUUUGCUGAUGUGGCGGGAAAAGAAGCUGGUGAAGCGUGGAAAUCUAUACUAAACUCAUUAUAUGAGCUGCUGGCUGCUCUUAUAAGGGGUAACCGGAAGAACUGUGCCCAGUUUUCAGGCUCUUUGGACUGGCUGAUCAGUCGUUUAGAACGCCUUGAAGCUUCUUCUGGUAUACUAGAAGUUUUGCAUUGUGUCUUGGUGGAAAGUCCAGAAGCCUUAAAUAUAAUUAAGGAGGGACACAUCAAAUCGAUUAUCUCUCUUCUGGACAAACAUGGGCGUAACCAUAAGGUGCUGGAUGUGCUGUGUUCUCUGUGUGUAUGCCAUGGUGUUGCUGUGCGGUCCAACCAGCACCUCAUCUGUGAUAACCUCCUGCCAGGGCGAGAUCUGCUGCUGCAGACGCAGCUUGUCAACCAAGUCAGCAGCAUGAGGCCCAACAUCUUCCUUGGCAUUAGUGAAGGCUCUGCCCAGUAUAAGAAGUGGUACUAUGAGCUCAUUGUGGACCAUGUAGAUCCCUUCAUCACUGCUGAGGCUACCCAUCUGCGAAUGGGCUGGGCCUCCACACAUGGCUAUUCUCCCUACCCAGGUGGAGGGGAGGGCUGGGGCAGCAAUGGCGUGGGUGAUGACCUGUACUCUUAUGGCUUUGAUGGGCUACAUCUGUGGUCAGGUUGCAUUGCCCGUACUGUCAGCUCUCCUAUUCAGCAUCUUUUGCGCACAGAGGAUGUGGUCAGCUGCUGCCUGGACCUCAGCUCCCCCAGUAUCUCCUUUCGCAUCAAUGGCCAGCCAGUACAGGGCAUGUUUGAGAACUUCAAUUCUGAUGGGCUCUUCUUCCCUGUGGUUAGCUUCUCAGCAGGAGUCAAGGUACGUUUCCUGUUGGGUGGUCGUCAUGGUGAGUUCAAAUUCCUACCACCACCCAACUAUGCUCCCUGUUUUGAGGCUGUGCUUCCCCGAGAGAAGUUGCGAGUGGAGCACACUCAAGAGUAUAAGCAGGACCAUGGAGCUACUAGGGACUUGCUGGGCCCCACAAUCACCCUCUCACAGGCUGCCUUCACCCCCACACCAGUGGACACUAGCCAGAUUGUGCUGACACCUCAUUUGGAACGGAUUCGUGAGAAGCUUGCUGAAAAUAUCCAUGAGCUUUGGGUGAUGAACAAGGUUGAACUUGGUUGGACAUAUGGCAUGAUUCGGGAUGACAACAAGAGACAGCAUCCCUGUCUCGUUGAAUUCUCGAAGCUUCCAGAACAAGAACGUAGCUACAAUCUGCAGAUGUCCGUGGAAACACUCAAGACCCUGCUGGCACUAGGCUGCCAUGUUGGUGUGGCAGAUGAGCAUGCUGUUGAGAAAGUCAAGAAGCUUAAGCUCCCCUCCAAAUAUGAACUCUCCAGUGGGUAUAAGCCAGCCCCUAUGGACCUGAGUCACAUUAGACUUGCCUCUGCCCAGGAGGCCAUGGUGGACAAGCUGGCAGAAAAUGCCCACAAUGUUUGGGCAAGGGACCGGAUUCGACAGGGCUGGACUUAUGGCAUCCAACAGGAUGUAAAGAGCAAGAGGAACCCACGGCUUGUUCCAUAUGUAUUGCUUGAUGAACGGACCAAAAAAUCCAACAAGGACAGCUUGCGAGAAGCAGUGCGUACACUUCUAGGAUACGGAUAUAGCCUUGAAGCUCCAGACCAAGACCACGCAUCCAGAGCAGACAUAAGUAAUAUGUCAGCCGAGAGGUUUCGUAUCUUCCGUGCGGAGAAGACGUACAGCGUGAACAUAGGGAAGUGGUACUUUGAGUUCGAAGUGGUGACUGCUGGAGAGAUGAGGGUAGGUUGGGCCCGGCCAGCUUGCCUGCCUGACCAGGAACUGGGCUCUGAUGAACACGCAUUUGUCUUUGAUGGAUUCAAGGCACAACGGUGGCACCAGGGGAAUGAACACUUUGGCCGCUCCUGGCAGCCAGGAGAUGUGGUUGGAUGCAUGGUGGACAUGAGUGAGCACACCAUGAUGUUCACACUAAAUGGGGAGGUGCUGCUUGACGACUCUGGCUCAGAGCUUGCCUUUAAAGAUUUUGAAAUUUGGGAAGGAUUCAUCCCUGUGUGUAGUCUGGGUGUAUGUCAGAUUGGCCGCAUGAACUUUGGCAAGGAAGUAAGCACAUUGAAGUACUUUACAAUAUGUGGGCUACAAGAAGGUUAUGAGCCUUUUGCUGUGAACAUGAACCGAGAUUUGACCAUGUGGUUAAGCAAGAGGCUCCCUCAGUUUAUACCAGUCCCUUCAAACCAUGAGCACAUUGAGGUCACAAGGAUAGAUGGCACCGUGGAGAGCUCACCGUGUCUAAAGGUCACACAGAGGUCAUUCGGCUCACAGAACAGCAGCAGUGACAUCGUCUUUUACCGCCUAAGUAUGCCCAUCGAGUGUGCAGAGGUCUUCUGUAAGUCUCCAGGCAGCACAGUACCCUCAAAUGGUAGAUUCUUCUCCUCCAAGAAAGAGCUGGAGGACCUUGAAACAGAAUCAGACUUUGAGGUUUUGAUGAAGAGUUCCCAUGGUCACAUGGGCUCUAACGGGCCAGAGAAGGACACUGAUGAAUUUAACAACCACAAGGACUAUAACCAGGAAAAGCCAUCCAAGUUCAAAUCGAGGUUUAUGCUUAAAAAGACAAAGCCAGAGUUCAACACCAGCCAGUCAUCAGCACGUCUGCCAGAAGAAGUGAUUGCAGAUGCUGAAAGGGAUGACUCUGGGUGUCUUAUGCAGACCUCAACAUAUUACUACUCUGUAAGGAUCUUCCCUGGCCAAGAACCAUCAAGUGUGUGGGUGGGUUGGGUUACAUCUGACUUCCAUCAGUAUGAUACUGCCUUUCAGCAAGAUAAGGUUAGGACUGUUACUGUGACCCUUGGAGAUGAGAAAGGCAAGGUCCAUGAGAGCAUCAAGCGCAGUAAUUGCUACAUGGUAUGGGCAGGCGAGAGCACCAGCCCUGGUCAGGGUCGAAACAACAAUGGCCUGGAGAUUGGUUGCCAGGUGGACUGUGUCAGUGGUGUGCUUACCUUCACCAGCAAUGGCAAAGAGCUCAGCACCUAUUACCAGGUCGAGCCCAGCACCAAGCUGUUCCCUGCAGUGUUUGCACAGGCCACCAGCCCCAACGUCUUUCAGUUUGAACUGGGAAGCAUAAAGAAUGUGAUGCCAUUGUCUGCUGGCCUUUUUAAAAGUGAGCGUAAAAACCCCGUGCCACAGUGUCCUCCCCGGCUGCAUGUGCAAUAUCUGACGCCCGUGUUGUGGAGCCGUGUGCCAAAUGGCUUCUUGAGGGUGGAGGUAGCACGUGUCAGUGAGCGCCUUGGCUGGCAGGUGCAGUGCCACGAUCCGCUGCAGUUCAUGUCUCUGCACAUCCCCGAGGAAAACAGGUCGGUGGAUAUCCUGGAGCUGACGGAGCAGAGAGAGCUACUAAAGUUCCAUUACCAUACCCUCCGCCUCUAUUCGGCUGUCUGCGCACUGGGGAACAACCGGGUGGCACAUGCACUAUGCAGCCAUGUGGAUGAGUCCCAGCUGCUGUAUGCCAUUGAGAACAAGCAUAUGCCAGGCCUGCUGCGGACUGGUUACUAUGAUCUACUAAUCGACAUCCACCUUAGCAGCUAUGCCACGGCACGUCUCAUGAUGAACAGCGAGUACAUCGUACCCAUGACGGAAGAAACAAAAAGCAUCACUCUCUUCCCUGACGAACAGAAGAAGCACGGGCUGCCAGGCAUCGGCCUGAGCACGUCACUGCGGCCUCGCAUGCGCUUCUCCUCCCCCAGCUUCGUGGGCACGGACAAAAGUCUCAGUGGCGACUGUUUCCAGUACAGCCCUGAGUUUCCGCUGGAGAUCCUGAAGACCAAGACCAUGGAGAUGCUGACUGAGGCUGUGUGUGAGGGGAGUCUACAUGUGCGGGACCCUGUUGGUGGCAGCACAGAGUUCCUGUUUGUGCCACUAAUCAAGCUCUUCUAUACACUGCUCAUUAUGGGUGUCUUCCACAAUGGUGACCUGCGAAUCAUUCUGCAACUCAUUGAGCCUAGUGUUUUCUCCAAGGAAGGCAAGGCCACUUCUGCCCCAACCCACACAGCUGAGGGUGCGACAGUUAGUGAGAAAACAGAGGCACUGAGGAAAGAAGGUGGUAAGGUUGAAGGAGAACAAACAACAAAGGUGCCCAAAGAAGGUCUGCUCCAGAUGAAGUUGCCUGAGCCAGUCAAGCUCCAGAUGUGUCAUUUGCUGCAGUACCUGUGUGACUGUCAGGUACGUCACCGGAUUGAGGCUGUGGUAGGCUUCUCCGAUGAUUUUGUGGCAAACCUGCAAGACAAUCAGCGUUUCCGGUACAACGAAGUCAUGCAAGCGCUGAACAUGUCAGCCGCUCUUACAGCUCGAAAGACCAAAGAGUUUCGCUCACCUCCCCAGGAACAGAUAAACAUGCUGCUAGGCUUCAAAGAUGAAAAGCAGGAUUGUCCCUGCCCUGAUGAAAUCAGAGGGCAGUUGUUGGACUUCCACCAAGACUUAAUGACUCACUGCGGAAUCGAGCUGGAUGAUGAGAAGCUUGGUGAAGUGGAUGGAGAUUUCACAAUACGCGGUCGACUGAUGUCCCUGGUGGAAAAAGUGAAUUACUUGAAAAAGAAAAUGUCUGAUCUGCCUAAGAAAAAAAAAGUCAAAAAACCAAGCACUCUUCAGCAGCUUAUCUCUGAGACUAUGGUGCGCUGGGCACAGGAAUGUGUUAUUGAGGACCCAGAGCUCGUCAGAGCAAUGUUUGUGCUCUUGCAUCGUCAGUAUGACGGUAUAGGGGGACAAGUACGUGCCUUGCCCAAGACCUACACCAUCAAUACUGUGUCUGUGGAGGACACCAUCAACCUGCUGGCCUCUCUAGGCCAAAUACGCUCACUACUCAGUGUCAGGAUGGGUCGUGAAGAGGAGAAACUCAUGAUACGGGGCCUGGGAGAUAUUAUGAACAACAAAGUUUUCUAUCAACAUCCAAAUCUAAUGAGGGCCUUGGGCAUGCAUGAGACUGUGAUGGAGGUCAUGGUGAAUGUUUUGGGUGGUGGAGAAUCAAAGGAAAUUACUUUUCCUAAGAUGGUGGCCAACUGCUGUCGUUUUCUUUGCUACUUCUGCCGCAUCAGUAGACAAAACCAAAAAGCGAUGUUUGAUCACCUCAGUUACUUGCUUGAGAACAGCAGUGUGGGACUUGCCUCUCCUUCUAUGCGGGGUUCAACUCCUCUGGAUGUGGCUGCUGCCUCAGUGAUGGAUAACAAUGAGCUUGCUUUGGCCCUGAGGGAACCAGACCUGGAGAAAGUGGUGCAGUAUUUGGCCGGCUGUGGACUCCAGAGUUGCAUGAUGUUAGUCUCUAAAGGCUAUCCUGACAUCGGCUGGAACCCUGUUGAAGGAGAGCGUUACUUGGACUUUCUGCGGUUUGCGGUCUUUUGCAAUGGAGAGAGUGUUGAGGAGAAUGCUAAUGUGGUUGUGAGGCUCCUGAUUCGGCGACCUGAAUGUUUCGGUCCUGCCUUACGAGGGGAGGGCGGGAAUGGCCUUCUGGCUGCCAUGGAAGAGGCCAUCAAUUUCUCAGAAGACCCUUGUAGGGAUGGACCCUCACCCAUCGCUGAAGCUAGCAGAACACUGAGUGAUUCUCUGGAGGAUGAGGAAGAUGACACCAUCCACAUGGGCAAUGCCAUCAUGACAUUUUACUCCGCCCUCAUUGACCUGCUGGGACGCUGUGCUCCAGAGAUGCAUCUGAUCCAUGCUGGGAAGGGCGAAGCCAUUCGGAUCAGGGCAAUUCUGCGCUCUCUAAUCCCCAUUGAGGACCUUGAGGGUGUCAUCAGUAUCCCAUUUCGUAUGCCUACUUUGGCGAAAGAUGGAUCAGUUGUUGAGCCUGACAUGUCAGCAGGCUUCUGUCCUGACCACAAGGCAGCCAUGGUUCUUUUCUUGGAUCGGGUCUAUGGGAUUGAGGAUCAGAACUUCCUGCUACAUCUCUUGGAAGUGGGCUUCCUGCCUGACCUUCGUGCAGCGGCUUCACUUGACACACCAGCCCUGAGUGCUACAGAUAUGGCCCUAGCCUUGAACCGCUACCUGUGCACAGCUGUGCUGCCUUUGCUUACUAAAUGUGCCCCACUGUUUGCUGGCACUGAGCCUUUUGCCUCGCUCAUUGACUCUCUGUUGCACACUGUGUACCGCCUGUCAAAGGGCUGCUGCCUGACUAAGGCCCAGAGGGAUGCCAUAGAGGAGUGCUUGCUAGCUGUGUGUGGGAAACUGAGGCCCUCCAUGAUGCAACAUUUGCUCAGAAGGCUGGUAUUUGAUGUCCCCCUGCUGAAUGAACACACUAAAAUGCCCCUUAAGCUGUUGACCAACCACUAUGAGCGUUGCUGGAAGUACUAUUGCCUGUCUGGAGGCUGGGGUAGCUUUGGAGCUGCCUCUGAUGAAGAGCUACAUCUCUCCAGGAAGCUGUUCUGGGGGAUUUUUGAUGCGUUGUCAAGGAAGAAGUACGAACACGAGCUGUUCAAGUUGGCGUUGCCCUGCCUAAGUGCUGUGGCCGGAGCCUUGCCACCAGAUUACAUGGAAUCUAACUAUGUGGCCAUGAUGGAGAAGCAGUCCUCAAUGGAUGCAGAGGGAAACUUCAACCCCCAGCCAGUCGAUACUUCAAAUGUGGUUAUCCCUGAAAAACUGGAUAAUUUCAUCAUCAAAUUUGCUGAGCAUUCUCACGAGAGGUGGUCUAUGGAUAAGCUUACCAAAGGCUGGGUACAUGGUGACCAGCUCUGUGAAUUCACCAAGACACACCCCCUUCUAAAACCAUACAAAAGCUUGUCAGAGAAGGACAAAGAGAUUUAUCGGGGUCCCAUAAAGGAAUCCCUAAAAACCAUCCUGGCAUGGGGCUGGCUCAUUGAGAGGACUCGAGAGGGUGACACAGCUAGCCUUCACAACCGCACACGCCGGAUAUCCUUAUCAAGUCAGCAUUCUAUGGAAGGCACUCAUGGAUUCAGCCCUAGACCAAUCGACAUGAGUAAUGUGACUCUCUCUAGAGACUUACACGCCAUGGCUGAACUACUUGCAGAAAACUAUCAUAACAUAUGGGCCAAGAAUAAGAAAUCUGAGCUUGAAGCCAAAGGUGGAGGGAGCCAUCCUUUGCUGGUGCCCUAUGACACUCUAACGGCCAAAGAGAAAUCAAGAGACAGAGAAAAAGCACAAGACAUCCUGAAGUUCUUUCAGAUAAAUGGUUAUACUGUGUCUAGGGCUAAAAAGGAGCAGGAACUUGACACACCCUCCAUAGAGAAGCGAUUUGCUUACACUUUCCUACUGCAACUCAUUACCUAUGUGGACCAAGCCCAUGAACAUUUGCUGGAAUUUGAUGCCAGUAAUCAGCCAAAGGGAGAAAAAAUGUGUCAUGACCAGCAGAUGAAGUUUUUUGGGAAGGUGGUCUUACCCCUCGUGGAUCAGUACUUCAAAAACCAUCACCUGUACUUCCUGUCUACUGCAUUACACCCUAUCAGCAGUGGUGGCCAUGCCUCCAACAAAGAGAAAGAAAUGGUGACGAGCCUCUUCUGCAAACUUGGAGUUCUUGUCAGACAUAGGAUAUCACUGUUUGGAAAUGAUGCGGCUUCUAUUGUAAACUGUCUCCACAUACUAGGACAAACACUUGAUGCCAGAACUGUGAUGAAGACAGGUUUGGACACAGUGAAAGCAGCACUGCGGGCAUUCUUUGACAAUGCUGCUGAGGACUUGGAGAAAACUAUAGAGAACCUGCAACAGGGCCAGUUCACUCACACCCGUGCUCAGCCUAAGGGAGUAACUCAGAUCAUCAACUACACAACUGUGGCAUUGCUGCCUGUGCUCUCCUCCCUCUUUGAGCACAUCACACAAAACUUGUUUGGGGAGGAUAUCAUACUUGAUGAUAUUCAGGUGUCAUGCUAUAGGCUACUUAACAGCCUGUAUUUACUGGGCACUAGCAAAAGCAUUUAUGUUGAAAGACAGCGACCAGCCAUAGGGGAAUGCCUGGCAGCUUUUUCAGGAGCUUUCCCUGUUGCCUUUUUGGAACCUCAACUCAACACAUUUAAUAGUCACUCCAUUUAUAAUGUCAAACCCUCAAGGGAGAGAACAACUCUUGGACUACCUGCUCAGGUGGAGGAAAUGUGUCCUCUCAUUCCAUCUCUUGAGAAGUCCUUGGAAGAGAUUAUGGAGCUAGCGGAGUCAGGCAUGUGCUACACACAGAUGCCUCAUGUGAUGGAGGUGGUGUUACCCAUGUUGUGCAGCUACAUGUCACGCUGGUGGGAACAUGGGCCAGAGAACAACCCUGAACGAGCAGAGAGCUGCUGCACCUCACUCACAUCCAAUCACAUGAACACGCUGCUGGGGAACAUCCUGAAAAUAAUCUAUAACAAUCUGGGAAUUGAUGAAGGAGCCUGGAUGAAGCGGUUGGCAGUCUUCUCUCAGCCUAUUAUAAGCAAGGCCAAGCCUCAGCUUUUAAAGUCCCAUUUCCUACCUUUGAUGGAGAAACUGAAGAAGAAAGCCGCCAUCGUUCUGACAGAUGAGGAGAACAUGAAGGCUGAGGGACGGGGAGAGAUGUCUGAGUCUGAGCUUCUCAUCCUGGAUGAGUUCACCAUCCUUGUCCGUGAUCUAUAUGCUUUCUACCCUCUCCUCAUACGAUUUGUGGAUUACAACAGGGCAAAAUGGCUUAAAGAACCUAACCCAGAGGCAGAAGAGUUAUUCCGCAUGGUGGCAGAAAUCUUCAUAUUUUGGGCAAAAUCACAUAACUUCAAAAGAGAGGAGCAAAACUUUGUUGUUCAGAAUGAGAUAAACAACAUGUCUUUCCUCAUUACGGAUACCAAAUCAAAAAUGUCAAAAGGAGGUGUGUCAGACCAGGAGAGGAAAAAGAUGAAGAAAAAAGGUGACCGCUACUCUAUGCAGACCUCUCUUAUUGUAGCUGCUCUCAAGAGGUUGCUGCCUGUUGGCCUGAAUAUUUGUGCUCCAGGAGAUCAGGAAUUGAUUGGACUUGCUAAGAAUCGCUUCUCUCAGAAAGAUACUGAAGAGGAGGUGCGGGAGACUAUACGGAACAAUCUCCAUCUUCAGGGAAAACUGGAGGAUCCUGCUAUUCGCUGGCAGAUGGCACUAUAUAAAGACAUGCCCAAUCGAAGUGAGGAUACUUCAGACCCAGAGAAAACAGUGGAGAGGGUGCUUGAUAUUGCCCAUGUGCUUUUCCACCUGGACCAGGUUGAACAUCCCCAGAGGAGUAAGAAAGCAGUGUGGCACAAGCUCCUGUCUAAGCAGAGGAAGAGAGCAGUGGUGGCCUGUUUCAGGAUGGCGCCUCUUUAUAACCUGCCCAGGCACCGAGCAGUCAAUCUAUUUCUGCAGGGUUACUUGAGAUCCUGGAUAGAAACAGAGGAACACUACUUUGAAGACAAGCUUAUUGAAGACUUGGCAAAACCUGGAGGAGAGGAACCCCCUGAAGAAGAUGAAGCCACCAAGCACAUAGACCCCCUGCACCAGCUUAUCCAGUUAUUCAGUAGAACUGCACUGACCGAGAAAUGUAAACUUGAGGAAGACGCCCUCUACAUGGCUUAUGCAGAUAUCAUGGCAAAGAGUUGCCACGAUGAAGAGGAUGAAGAUGGUGAGGAAGUGAAAAGUUUUGAAGAAAAAGAGAUGGAAAAGCAGAAACUACUUUACCAACAGGCCCGACUACAUGACCGAGGUGCUGCGGAGAUGGUCCUUCAAACUAUCAGUGCGAGUAAAGGGGAGAUGGGACCAAUGGUUGCAUCCACAUUAAAGCUGGGGAUUGCCGGACUAAAUGGAGGAAAUUCCACUGUGCAACAGAAAAUGCUGGACUAUCUGAAAGAUAAGAAAGAUGUGGGGUUUUUUCAGAGUCUGGCAGGUCUCAUGCAGUACUGCAGUGUUCUAGAUCUCAAUGCAUUCGAGAGACAAAACAAAGCUGAAGGCUUGGGUAUGGUGACUGAGGAAGGCUCAGUCAUCACUCAUGAGCGUGGAGAGAAGGUGAUGCAAGAUGAUGAGUUCACCUGUGACCUCUUUCGCUUCUUGCAACUUCUGUGUGAAGGACAUAACUCAGAUUUCCAGAAUUAUCUGAGAACACAGACAGGAAACAACACAACUGUCAACAUCAUUAUAUCUACAGUUGACUACCUCCUCAGAGUCCAGGAGUCCAUCAGUGAUUUCUAUUGGUAUUAUUCUGGGAAAGAUGUCAUUGAUGAACAGGGGCAACGCAAUUUCUCCAAAGCUAUCAAUGUAGCAAAGCAAGUCUUCAACACGCUGACAGAGUAUAUACAGGGCCCAUGCACAGGAAAUCAGCAGAGUCUAGCCCAUAGUCGCUUAUGGGAUGCAGUGGUUGGCUUUCUGCAUGUGUUUGCUCAUAUGCAGAUGAAGUUGUCUCAGGAUUCUAGCCAAAUUGAUUUGCUGAAGGAGUUAAUGGAUCUACAAAAAGACAUGGUUGUGAUGUUGCUGUCCAUGUUGGAAGGUAAUGUUGUGAAUGGGACCAUUGGUAAACAGAUGGUGGACAUGCUGGUGGAAUCUUCCAACAAUGUGGAGAUGAUACUGAAGUUCUUUGACAUGUUCCUCAAGCUUAAAGACCUAACGUCCUCUGAUGCUUUCAAAGAAUAUGACCCUGAUGGGAAAGGGGUUAUCUCAAAGCGAGAUUUCCAUAAAGCAAUGGAGAGUCACAAACACUACACACAAUCUGAAACAGACUUCCUGCUCUCCUGUGUAGAGACAGAUGAGAAUGAGACUCUUGACUAUGAGGAGUUUGUGGAAAGGUUCCAUGAACCAGCAAAAGACAUUGGUUUUAAUGUGGCUGUACUUCUAACCAACCUUUCUGAGCAUAUGCCACAUGAUUCACGCCUUCAGACUUUCUUGGAGUUGGCUGAGAGUGUACUUAAUUACUUCCAGCCUUUCUUGGGCCGCAUUGAGAUCAUGGGUAGUGCCAAGCGUAUCGAACGUGUCUACUUUGAAAUUAGUGAGUCUAGCCGCACGCAGUGGGAGAAGCCACAGGUAAAAGAGUCCAAACGACAGUUUAUCUUUGAUGUUGUCAACGAAGGUGGUGAGAAGGAAAAGAUGGAGCUUUUUGUCAAUUUCUGUGAAGACACCAUUUUUGAGAUGCAGCUUGCAGCACAAAUGUCAGAUGCUAGUGAGCGCUUGGCCAGCAAGGAGGACACAGAGCGUGGAGAAAAACCUGAGGUGGAGAGCCCUGAGAUGGGCUUCUUCUCCGUUACCACUGUAAGGACAGCCCUUCUAGCUCUACGCUAUAAUGUUCUAGUGUUAAUGAAAGUGCUUUCCAUGAAGAGCCUGAAGAAACAGGUGAAGAGGGCCAAGAAAAUGACAUUGCAGGACAUGGUGAUGGCACUGGCAGCCUUUUACUGGAGUGUGCUGAUUGGACUUCUGCAUUUUGCAUUUAGCGUCUCACGUGGGUUCUUCCGUAUUAUAUACAAUACCUUCCUUGGGGGUAAUCUGUUGGAAGGUGCCAAGACCAUGAAAAUGUCUGAGCUCAUAACCAGCAUGCCUGACCCAACACACGAGGAGGUGCGUGGGGAGCUUGAAGAAGGUGUGGAAAAUAAAUCAGUCGAGAAGCCCUUGACAAAGGAGGACUUAGCCGACCUCACUGUUGCUACAGAUGAAACAGAACUUCUCUCAGACAUCUUUGGCUUAGAUUUACGAAGAGAAGGGGGACAGUACAAGAUAAUGCCUCACAAUCCAAAUGCCAGCCUGACUGAUUUAUUAAAUGCCCCAAUACCUCCUCCUAGUCCCUCCCCUGAGCUUAGAAGACAACAUCAGGUUAAAGAAGACAAAGGAGGAACAGAAGACAGUAAGCCAGAGCCAGAGAAAGCAGCAGGAGAACGUGUGGAGAAAGUAGAAGAUAAGGAACAGCUAAAGCCAAAGCAGAGGAUCAGACAGGUCCAUAUCUCCAAAUCCGAUGAGCCAGACCUGCAGGAAUCUGCAUUCUGCAAAAAAAUCAUUGUUUACCAGAGGAAGCUUCUUAACUACUUUGCCAGGAACUUCUACAACAUGAGGAUGUUGGCAUUGUUUGUGGCCUUUGCUAUCAACUUUAUCCUUCUCUUCUAUAAGGUGUCUACAUCUUCUGCUGUGAUGGAGGAGAAGGAGGUCUUUAGAAGCCCAGUAGAUGCAGGCCUUCACUGGAAUCCUCUGGGUGCUACCCCUGACCGCACCAUGACUGUGCAUUUUGUCCUUGAGGAAAGUAGUGGCUAUAUGGAGCCUACUCUGCGCAUCCUUGCCAUCCUGCACACAGUCAUCUCGUUCUGCUGCAUCAUAGGGUACUACUGCCUGAAGGUUCCCUUGGUGAUCUUCAAGCGUGAAAAAGAGGUGGCUAGAAAGCUGGAGUUUGAUGGCCUGUAUAUUACUGAGCAGCCCUCAGAGGAUGACAUCAAAGGCCAGUGGGAUAGGCUGGUCAUCAAUACUCAGUCAUUUCCUAAUAAUUACUGGGAUAAGUUUGUGAAAAGAAAGGUAAUGGACAAGUAUGGGGAGUUCUAUGGGCAUGACCGCAUCAGUGAGCUGCUGGGGAUGGACAAAGCUGCUUUGGAUUUUAGUGAUGCACAUGAGAAGAAGAAGCCCAAAAAGGACAGUUCAUUAGCUGCUGUAAUAAAUUCCAUUGAUUUGAAGUACCAGAUAUGGAAAUUAGGAGUUGUCUUCACAGACAAUUCCUUCCUGUAUCUGGCCUGGUACAUGACAAUGUCCAUCCUGGGACACUACAAUAACUUCUUCUUUGCAGCUCACCUCCUGGACAUAGCCAUGGGUUUCAAGACUUUGAGGACAAUCUUGUCCUCUGUUACCCACAAUGGAAAACAGUUGGUCCUUACAGUUGGCUUACUUGCAGUAGUGGUUUAUCUUUACACUGUGGUGGCCUUCAACUUCUUCCGCAAAUUCUACAACAAGAGUGAGGAUGGCGAGUCACCAGACAUGAAGUGUGAUGACAUGCUUACAUGCUAUAUGUUCCACAUGUACGUGGGUGUGAGGGCAGGAGGUGGCAUUGGUGACCAAAUAGAGGACCCGGCUGGAGAUGAAUACGAGAUUUACCGUAUCAUCUUUGACAUCACCUUCUUCUUUUUUGUUAUUGUCAUUCUGCUAGCCAUCAUUCAAGGUCUCAUAAUUGAUGCUUUUGGUGAACUGCGAGACCAACAGGAACAGGUGAAGGAAGACAUGGAGACCAAAUGCUUCAUCUGUGGCAUAGGGAAUGAUUACUUUGAUACUGUACCUCAUGGCUUUGAAACACAUACCCUGCAGGAGCACAACUUGGCAAACUAUCUAUUUUUUGUGAUGUAUCUCAUUAAUAAAGAUGAAACAGAGCACACCGGACAGGAAUCAUAUGUCUGGAAAAUGUAUCAGGAACGGUGCUGGGAAUUUUUCCCUGCAGGAGACUGUUUCCGUAAACAGUAUGAAGACCAGCUCAACUAGGGCCAGAGACUCCACUUUUUCUUUUCUGAGCAAUCAAAGAGGCCCACUCUGCCUCCCUUUUGUCUGUAAUGCUUUUCAGACUCUGUAUAUACAUUAUAUUCUGGAUAAUUAACCCUAUGUGCUGUUUGGAGCACACAGACUGUGUUUUAAUGACUGAAUGCUUUAUCUUUACAUUUUGCUUUAAUAUCAUUGACAAGCAAAAACAGGCUGAAAUACAAGAUGGAAAAUGAAGUGAAGAAAACAAAAGAAAAUAUAUCUACAAGUAUGGAGAAAGCGAGAAGACUGCCCAUGGAAACUGGCAAAAUGCAUUCUUUCAGAAUUUAUGUAUGAAAUGGGCAUUGGCUUGGCCAUCCUAAACCUCUUUUGUUCAUCAAGAAUGAGAUAUGGAUCUUUGAUGGAUUAUCAGAACUGAAACCAUGAUUGUAGACCCAGAGGACAUGAUACAAUAGUGCCUUACUAAGCUUAGGUCGAGCUAUGCAAAGCUGCGUGGUAGUUUACAGGACUGCACCACAGACGUAUUAUCUCUGUGAUUUUUUUGCAAUUGUGUGAUUGUCUCUCUGCAUGAAUGUGUGCAUGACAGUGUUUUAGUCAGUGAGUGAGUGAAAGAGAUGAGAGAGCUAGAGAGAGGAAAGUAAAAGAAAAUAAAUUUGGAUAUACAGUGGUUUACUGUGGAGACAGAAUGAAUCAUGGGUAAUGAAUAGGGGUGGCCCUCAGUACAAAUGUUAUUCAUUUUCUGAUAAGAUACAUGUAUAGCCCUUCUUUAGCUUAUAUUUGUCCAUUUUUCUUUCUUUCUUGUGGUUUGCAAUGCUAUUAUGCAACAGAGUGACAGAGUUAUACUUUGUAUGAAAUCUAGAAAGAUCUGAAAUUUUACUCAUAAAAUGUUUAAUUGCAUGUUUAUAAUGCAAGUUUAAGGAAAAAUAAAAUAAAGAUGCAAGAUCAAUGUAUCACAAAUGUUUUAUAGGGUUAAGGAUCAUUUGCAGUAUCUCGAUAAUAUCCAAGUGUUGUUGAAUUCUUACGUCGUACCUUGGCCAAAAAUGUCAUACCUGUCCAGGAAAACUUAUAUCAUUUCCCAACCUAUAUUUUUCCAAGCACUGAUUAUCGCAAAUUUGAAGCAAUAUCCAUUCAGGGACUCUAAUAGGCAUUCUUAGGCUUCAAGAUGAUGACAUAUCCUUUGUUUGUAUAAUUGUUUUUAGCCAGACUAUUCUUGUUUUCUUCUUCUAGUUGACACCAGUCAGGAUCAUGAUCUUAUGACCCUCUUGGAGCAGGAGGCCUAAUCUUAGAAAGCACUGCUGGAAUCUACAAUCACAUAGAAUGGUUUAACCACUGCACAGUCUACAUACCCAUUCCAUAGGUGAUAGAAGUGCUUUGUUGUUGUAUAAUAUAAUGUAAAAUCACUGCAAUAACAAUGAGUAAACAGACAACAAAACAAUAAGUGAUGUUUUACUCGUGAAGAUUUUUGAAGACCAAAAUCACAAUAUUGUGGAGAAAAAAAAUCUGACGCAUAUUAGUACUCUGUAGAGCUGUUAGUAUAUACUGUAUGUUAACUGUAACACAGGAUUGAAUGGAUCUGCAUGGUUUUCAAAUAAUAAAUUAUUAUUUAUUGAA
This is a messenger RNA of Alosa sapidissima (American shad), 16607 nucleotides long. RefSeq names its product ryanodine receptor 2a (cardiac) (gene ryr2a). The transcript is spliced from 105 exons. Gene Ontology annotation, cellular component: smooth endoplasmic reticulum; Z disc; sarcolemma. Gene Ontology annotation, biological process: intracellular calcium ion homeostasis; calcium ion transmembrane transport. Bases 87 to 15002 code for a protein of 4971 amino acids. NCBI's taxonomy places the organism in Eukaryota, Metazoa, Chordata, Actinopteri, Clupeiformes, Clupeidae. The record is from RefSeq and is a predicted model, not a curated record. Gene Ontology annotation, molecular function: calcium ion binding; protein binding; ryanodine-sensitive calcium-release channel activity.